Molecule: messenger RNA, 4119 nt
Organism: Dimorphilus gyrociliatus
Lineage: Eukaryota; Metazoa; Annelida; Polychaeta; Dinophilidae
Source: the annotation of a GenBank genome assembly
GGAUGUUGAAGACUUGAUAGAAUAUUGUACAAGCACGAUCACAGCCAUGGUCGAAUAUUCUCUUUACUAUUUUCUUGUUAUUUUAUCCUGUUUUGAAAUUGCAUAUCCAAAGAUUAUUGCUUGGACACAAAAUGAGCAUAGUUGGACCAGAGUUCGCUUUGUUGAUACCGAACAGAAUUAUGAUAAAUCUCGUUUAUUUGAUAGUUAUCCACACUUUAAAUCCCAGCAGAUCGGUAUUACAUACGAUAAUUGUAAUCAGAGGUGGAUAACGUCGUUAAACAAUGGUAGUCUAAUGAGCAUUGCCAAAAGAAACGAUCUAAUGAUUGACAAUAUGCCAACUGCUACUUCUAUCAGUUUUGAUGAUGAAAAUAAUCAAUUUUAUUGGACCUCAAAAGGUAUAAUAGGUAUUGGACUAUCAAAGUAUGGACAUGUAAAAGAUAUUUGGAAAGCACUGUUCACUGAACAGGUUGAAACGCCAACAAGUAUUGUUGUUCAAGAUAACUACAUCUUUUGGUCGGAUAUUGGCAGGGGAACAAUAGAGAAAUCAUCAAAAUCUGGCAACGACAGAGAAAUAAUUUAUAAUUUUUCAAGCAAUGCAAUCAUAGGAGCCAAUUUAGCAAUUCACGACAAUCGUAUUUUUGUUCUAGAAAGGCGUAAAACAUCUUAUGACGUCUUUAGUUUACAAUUUGACGGUCAAGCUAGAAAAUAUCAUAUUUUUGAAAAUACUAAUACAGUGAGGAAUACCUUCUCAGUCUUCGAUGAUAAAAUAAUUCUGGUUGAUGAAAACACGUUGGAUAUGGAGAUACACAUUAAGACGACAUUCUCAAUUUAUCAACGUGAAAAAUUAAUAUCUUUGGAUGCUUUAACCGAACAUUUAGCAUUUAAAACACAAGAUAAGGGAGAAUGUAAAGAGUGUGAAAUAUGCAGUGAUUUCUGUUUCGUUGAAGGGUGCCGAUGCCGACAAAAUGCUAUUUUGGAAUUAGAUAAGAGAAACUGUAUUCCUCACAAUCCAAAAAUUGUGUUCUCAAUGACAAAUCAAGUCUAUUGGUCAUCUUUUCGAAUACCACCAAGCGUAAAUGAGGAAGUUUACAUCAAUCCUAUUCCAUUUGGAGUUGAUUUCGUUCACCUUGAGAGCAUAGCUUACUACAAUGAAGAAGACUUACUCUUUCUAUCAGACACUGGGUCACAAAUAAUGUAUAGUAGCAAGGUCGAUGGAAGUAGAAUGUUUGAAAUGUUAGUGAAUACUAGAGAUGCUAGCGGAAGUAUUGUAGAUUGGAUUUCCGGUCAACUAUACUGGUCAGAUUGGUUUUCCAAAAGAAUAAUGACAGCGAAACUAGAUGCUAGAUAUCCGUCCGUUUUCUUUGAGGCAAAAGGAAUGGAAAGAAUAACUUCGAUGGCUAUUGAUGCAGUGGGAAUAAACUUUUUUACCAAAGUUCCAACAUUAUUCAUCUCAACUGAAAAGGAAAUUCAUUCUGUUGAUUUGGCAAAUAAGAAUUUGAAAAAAAUAUACGAAUCUGAAUAUCAAAUAAAGAAUAUUAUAUUUGAUUCCAGGGAGAAUAGAUUGUGCUUUUCUUGCUAUCCUUGGAAAAUUGGAUGUUUAAACGCUAAAGGAGAAUAUUUUUUUAAAAAACCAGCAACUCAGAGUUCUAGCAUAGGUGGAUUAAGCUCCUUUGGGGAUGUUUGGAUAUGGACGGCGGACAAUAGCAACCUAAGAGUUGGUAGAGGAGAAUUGGGUGAGAGUCUCAGACAGCAGAAAAUAAGCAAGCAAGAUUUAAAUGGAAAAGCAGAAGACAGCAUACUCUUCAGUAAUUAUAUGCAACCAAAGUCGAAGUCGAAUUCUCUUUGUCAUCAAUUAAAUCAGGGAAACGUUUGUUCAUGUGGAAUAGGAUUUCAACUGGACAAGGAUUACAAAACGUGCAAGCCAGCUGGCGGUAUGAAAACUUCACAAUUUUUAUUAUUUACCGAUCCAUAUCAUAAGCAAUUUUAUCAAGCUUCAAUUCAAAGCAACGGAAAUGUUAGUAUAACAGGGACUAAACAUUUACCUGAUUUCCCACACACAUUCGACAUGGAUCCGGAAGUAGGAUCAUUAGUGUGGAUAGACUCUCAUCCUCUUUCAGUUUCUAAAUUGUAUUUAGCAAAUUUUAUGAAACCUACGCGGGUAAACCUAAUUUUAAAUGAUAUCAGAAAACCUCUAAAAGUAAGAACCUACCGCUCUGAAAUUUAUGUCCUUUUCAAGAACGAGAUAAGUCGUCUUGAAGGUGACAAAUUAUCGAUUGUUAUAUCAAAUAUAUCAAGUGGAAAGGAUAUGGCUAUAAAUAAUAAUGGCUUAUUUUUCACCGACUCAAGAGGUUUACAUGUUGCUAACAAGGAGAAGAACACUUUUCAAAUUGAAACAAUCUAUUUUGAAGAUUCUUGCAACGCCAUCUCCAUUUUGGAUGACGAAGUGAGUUAAAAAUGAUUAAUCUUACGAGUGUGCAUUUUAUUUGACAAAAAGAAAUCUAAGUUUGUAAAUUAUUGAUAAUUUAAUAAUAUCAGAAUAUCACAAAGAUUACGGCAUCCUCUUGUGAUAUUUUAUUUGAAUUUGCUUAAGCUCCGACUGAGCUAGGUAAUCGAAAUGACUGAAUAUUUGAGUUUUAAGGUACUUUAAGAUUAGCGGUUGAUGAAGGCGAAUCUCCCUAAGGUCAUUUAGAAGACCUCCUGCGUCUAUUAAAUUAAUGAGGAAUUUCAGCUGACCAGAGUAGGAAAGGGCUUCUAAACUUUACAAGCAUUACUGCAACACCUUAUCAAAGAUUCGAUAUUAACAGGUGGUAUAAUCUAAACAGAUAAUAGUAAAUAGAUCGAGCGCACAUGCCCACACUAUUCUAAAUAUACUGGUGUUUUUCCCUUCCAACCCAUUUGUUUUUGAUCCUCCGACUUUCAAAUGAGCAUACUACAAUAAAUCUCUUUUUAUAUUUCUAGAUAUUCUUCUCUAAAGAUAAUCAAAUAAUGAGGAUGAAUUUUACAACUAAAAGCAUAGAAAAUUACUUUACUUUUCAAAAGGGAAUUAUUAGCUUGACUGCAUCCAAAACACACGUAUUCUUCUCUACAUUCACUGAAAAGUUGGUCUAUAGGAUCUUUAAUGGAUCAACCAUCGAUGAAUUGACGCAAGAUUAUUUUUCAAGAAUAACUGAUAUGAAAUUUUUCGAAAAAAUUAGUAAUACCCCCUCGACAAGAGUUCAUACUGACGAGGAUGAUGAAGUUUCGAUACUAGUAAUAAUAUCAAGUACCGCGGGAGCCAGUAUCCUUAUAGUUUUGCUUGUUCUAUUAUUAUUCUUAUGUCUAAGACCAAAGAAGAAGAAAGAUAAGAAAGCAGAGUCGAGUACGGGAGAUACUGAAUCUGAAAUAGUAUAUGAUAUCAAUCAAUUUGAAGCAGCGGAAUCGAAUGCACAAUCAUUAGAGAAUCAAACUGUACCUUCUCCUCUUAAUGAACAGCCAACGUCUACAGAUAUACCACCACCGGUACCACCACUACGUUUUACAAAAAAUGAGAAAAAGUCCAAAAAAGAGAGACGCUCUAAAUUUUCACUGCCAAAAGAUAAGCCUGUCGGUACGAUGAUUGGUCGGAUAGCUAAUAGAUUGAGAGGAGGAAUAGAUUCUAUUAGGUGGCCAAAAAAUAAAUUACCAUAUGAAGACGAAGGUUACCUUGAACCAAAUCCACCUCCAAAGGAGUCAAGGGUUCCAGUAGACGUGCCUCUCUCACUUCAUCCAAUGCCAAAAGGUUUUAAGCCAGCAUCUCAUUCUCAACGUUAGCAAGAAAAUAUUGGUUUUAUCCCAUAUUUUCUUCACCCUUGAGCACCUUUUAUUAUGAAAACUGUUUAUUUUUUUUGUCACUUGUCAUACUUGAACCAAAUCCAUAUUUUAUUUUUUUUUUGUGUAUUACUAUAAAAAGUAUGUAUGCUACAUACAGUAUUUAUACAAUAUAUACACGAUAUAUAACAUUAUACAGUAUCCCGUGGUACGUGUUUAUUUAUAAAUUAAGUGCAACAUUAGUUUGAUUAGACUGGUAUUUUUUUUUAUAUAAAUAAAAGAUUAAUUGGAAAUAGAGAUGAUGUAAUUAAUUAACCUUGAAAUUAUUCAGAA